AUGAAGUUGGCAGAGGUAAAGUGCCAGGUUGAGAGGCAAGAGAAACUCCUACGACAGAAGGAGAAAGACCUGCAACUAAAGACCGCUGAAGCGGCGCGGAUGGCGAGGCUCAUCCAGGAAGAAAACGACGCGAAUCCGGCAGGAAAGACGUCGAUGAAAUCGUCGACUGGUGGUGUACAGGCCGAACUGAAGGACUACCUGGAAGAUGAGGUUCGACAGAUGCGAGAAGCGAAGGAGAAAUUGCUUUGCAAGCUCAAGAACCUGCAGGGGAAUUACAGAUGCCUGGAGAAGUGCAGGAGCAGCAAUCCAUCUUCAAGGAAUGGCACGAUCCAGUCUAAGCUGGACUCACGAAGACGGAUCAGAUUUGAAAAAUUAGAGAAUAGAAAGGAAAAUGGAGGGAUUAUAGAAACGUUGAGGAAAAUGAGAGGAUUGGUGGAGUGCCAGGAGAAGGAGCAUAGGACUCAGGGAAGAUUGGUGGAGUGCCAGGAGAAGGAGCAAAGGAUUCAGAGAAGAAUAGUGGAGUGCCAAAAGAAGGACGGCGGGCAAGGCCCGCCGAGCCAGCCCGGUACGGGCGGGCGGGCAGACCAGGAUGUCUGCCGAGCCGGCCCGGCGCGGGCAGGCGGGCGGGCCAGAAGGUCUGCCCAGCAGGCCCGGCGCAGGCAGGUGAGCGGGCCACAAGGUCGGCCCAGCAGGCCUGGUACGGGCAGGUGGGUGGGCCACAAUGUCUGCCCAGCAGGCCCGGUGCAGGCAGGCCUGGUGCAGGCAGGCGGGCGGGCCAAAAGGUCUGCCAAGCAGGCCUGGUGCAGGCAGGCGGGCGCGGCCAAAAGCUUUGCCCAGCCGGCCUGGUGCAAGCAGGCGGGCGGGCCUAAAAGGUAUGCCAGGGCAGGCCUGGUGCAGGCAGGCGGGCGGGCCAAAAGGUCUGGCCCAGCAGGCCUGGUGCAGGCAGGCGGGCGGGCCAAAAGGUUCUGCCCAGCAGGCCUGGUGCAGGCAGGCGGGCGGGCCAAAAGGUCUGCCCAGCCAGGCCUGGUGCAGGAAGGCGGGUGGGCCAAAAGGUCUGCCCAGCAGGCCUGGUGCAGGCAGGCGGGCGGGCCACCUUUCUGCCCAGCGGGCCUGGUGCAGGCAGGCGGGCGGCCCAAAAGGUCUGCCCAGGCAGGCCUGGUGCAGACAGGCGGGCGGGCCAAAAUUUCUGCCCAGCGGCCUGGUGCAGGAAGGCGGGUGGGCCAAAAGGUCUGCCCAGCAGGCCUGGUGCAGGCAGGCGGGCGGGGCCAAAAUUUCUGCCCAGCGGCCUGGUGCCAGGAAGGCGGGUGGGCCAAAAGGUCUGCCCAGCAGGCCUGGUGCAGACAGGAGGGCGGGGGCGGGCCAAAAUUUCUGCCCAGCGGGCGCUGGUGCAGGAAGGCGGGUGGGCCAAAAGGUCUGCCCAGCAGCCUGGUGCAGGCAGGCGGGCGGGCCAAAAUUUCUGCCCAGCGGGCCUGGUGCAGGAAGGCGGGCGGGCCAAAAGGUCUGCCCAGCAGGCCUGGUGCAGGCAGGCGGGCGGGCCGUCUGCCAAAAGGUCAGGCCUGGUGCAGCAGGCGGGCGGGUGGGCCAAAAAAGGUCUGCCAGCAGGCGGGCGGGCCAAAAGGUCAGCCCCGCAUGCCUGGUGCAGGCAGGCGGGCGGCCAAAAGGUCAGCCCAGCAGGCCUGGCAAGGGGGUCUGCCCAGCAGGCCUGUGCAUGGCAGGCGGGCGGGCCAGGUCUGCCCAGCAGGCGGGCGGCAGGUCAGCCCAGCAGGGCCUGGUGCAGGCGGCGGGCGGGCCCAAAAGGUCAUGCCCAGGCAGGCCUGUGCAGGCAGGCUGGGCGGGCCAAAAGGUCUUGCCCAGCAGGCCUGGUGCAGGCAGGCGGGCGGGCCCAAAUGUCUGCCAGGCAGGGCCUGGGCAGGCAGGCCCGGGCUGCCAAAAGGGUCUGCCCGCAGGCCGGGGUGCAGGCAAAAGGCCGGGCGGGCCCAAAAGGUCAGGCCCAGGCCGGUCCUGUUGGCAGGCAGGCGGGCGGGCCAAAAGGUCUGCCCCAGCAGGCCUGGUGCAGGGUGCAGGCGGCGGGCCAAAAGGUCUGCCCAGCAGGCCUGGUGCAGGCAGGCGGGCGGGCCAAAAGGUCUCCCAGGCAAAAGGGCCUGUCGGCAUGCCCAGGUUGGCGGGCCAGGUCCUGGCCCAGCAGGCCUGGUGCGCAGGCGGGCGGGCCAAAGGUCUGCCCAGCAGGCUGGUGGCAGGCAGGCGGCGGGCCAAAACCGGUCCUGCCAAAACAGGCCUUUGGUGGAGGCAAAGGCGGGCCCCGGGCCCAAAAAGGUCUGCCCAGGGGGCAGGCUGGUGCUAGGCAGGCGGGCGGGGCCAAAAGGUCUGCAGGCAGGCGGGCGGUCCAAAAUUUCCUGCAGGCAGGCGGGGGGCCAAAAUGGUGGUCAGGAAGGCGGGCGGCCGGCCAAAAAGGGCAUGCCCAGCAGGGCCUGGUGCAGGCAAAAGGCCCUAGGGCGGGCAAAAGGUCUGCCCCAGGCAGGCCUGGCCUGCAGGUGGCAGGCAGGCGGCGGGCCAAAAGGUCUGCCCAGCCAGGCUGUGCAGGAAGGCGGGCGGGCCAAAAGGUCUUCCCAGCAGGCCUGGUGCAGACAGGCGGGCGGGCCAAAAUGGUCUGCCCAGCAGGCCAUGGUGCAGGCAGGCGGGCGGGCCAAAAAGGUCUGGGGCCGCCCCCCAGCAGGCCUGGUGCAGGUCAUGGCGGGGGGGCGGGCCCAAAAUUUCUGCCCAGGCGGGCCUGUGUGCAGGAAGGCCGGGCGGGCCCAAAAGGUUUCUGUUGCCCAGCAGGGCCUGGUGCAGCAAGGCGGGACGGCCAAAACAAAAAAAAAAAGGUCUGCCCACGCAGGCCGGGUGGCAGGCAGGCGGGCGGCCCAAAAGGUCUGCCAAGGCAAGGCCUGGUGCAGGCAGGGCCCGGGCGGGGCAAAAGGUCUGCCCAAGCCAGGCCUGGUGCAGGCAUGGCCGGGCAGGGCCAAAAAGGUCUGGCCCAAGCAGGCCUGGUGCAGGACAGGCGGGCGGGCCAAAGAAGGUCUGCCCAGCAUGGCCUGGUGCAGGCAGGCGGGGGGCCGGCCGAAAAGGUCUGCCCAGCAGGGCCUGGUGCAGGCAGGCGGGCGGGCCAAAAUUUCUGGCCCAUCGGGCCUGGUGGGCCAAAAGGGAGGCGGUCGGCCAAAAGUGUCUGCCCAGGAGGCCUGGUGCAGGCAAGGCUGGGACGGGCCCAAAAGGGUUUCUUGCCCUAAAGCAGGCCUGGUGCAGGCAGGCGGGCGGGCCAAAAGGUUUCUGCCAAGCGGCGGGCGGGCCAAAAGGUCAGGGUCCAGCAGGCCUGGGUGGCAGGCAAGGCGGGCGGGCCAAAAGGUCGCCCAGGGCAUGCCUGGUGCAGGCAGGCGGGAGGGCCAAAAGGGUCUGCCCCAAAGCGGCCUGGUGCAGGGUUCAGCGGGCUGGGGCAAAAGGCUGGGGCCAAAAUUGCAGGCAGGCGGCGGGGGGCCAAAAAGGGUCUGCCCAGCAGGCCUGGUGCGGAAGGCGGGAGGGCCAAAAAGGUGCCCAAAGCAGGCCUGGUGCAGGCAGGCGGGGCGGGCCAAAAAGGUCUGCCCAAGCGGGGGCCUGGUCAGGCCCAGGGGGCGGGCGUUGGUUGGCAGGCGGGCGUGCCAAAAGGAAGGCGGGCGUUGCCCAGGUCUGCCCAAAAGCGGCCUGGUGCAGGCAGGCGGGCGGGCCAAAAUUUUCUGCCCAGCGGGCCUGGUCAGGAGGCGGGCGGGCCAAAAUCUGCCCAGCGGGCCUGGUGCAGGCCAAGGCGGGCGGGCCAAAAGGUCUGCCCAGCAGCCUGGUGCAGGCAGGCGGGCGGGCCAAAAUUUCUGCCAGCGGCCUGGUGCAGGAAGGCGGGCCGGGCCAAAAGGUCUGCCCAGCAGGCCUGGUGCAGGCAGGCGGGCAAAAAAGGUCUGCCCAGCAGGCCUGGUGCGGCAGGCGGGCGGGCCAAAAAAUUUCUGCCCAGCGGCCUGGUGCAGGAGGCGGGCGGGCCAAAAGGUCUGCCCGCAGGCCUGUGCAGGAGGCAAAAUUUUCGUGGCGGGCAAAAGGUCUGCCCAGCAGGCCUGGUGCAGACAGGCGGGCGGGCCAAAAGGUCUGCCCCAGCAGGCCUGGUGCAGGCAGGCGGACGGCCAAAAGGUCUGCCCAGCAGGCCUGGUGCAGACAGGCGGGCGGGCCAAAAGGGUCUGCCCAGAGGCCUGGUGCAGGCAGCGGAACGGGCAAAAGGUCUCCAAGAGCCUGGUGCGCAGGCGGGCGGGCCAAAAGGUCUGCCAAGCAGGCGGGCGGGCCAAAAGGUCUGCCCAGCAGGCCUGGUGCAGGCCUGGUCAGGCCAGGCGGGCGGGCCAAAAGGUCUGCCCAGCAGGCCUGGUGCAGGCAGGCGGGCGGGCCCAAAAUUUUCUGCCCAGCGGGCCUGGUGCAGGAAGGCGGGCGGGCCAAAAAGGUCUGCCCAGCAGGCCUGGUGCAGGCAAGCGGGCGGGCCAAAAGGUCUGCCAAGCAGGCCUGGUGCAGGGGUUGGCUGACAAAAAUGAGGAGGCGGAGAGGUCUGCCCAGCAGCCUGGUGCAGGCAGGCGGGCGGGCCAAAAGGUUCUGCCCAGCAGGCCUGGUGCGGCAGGCGGGGGGCCGGCCCAAAAGGUCUGCCAAGCAGGCCUGGUGCAGGCAGGCGGGCGGGCCAAAAGGUCUGCCCAGCAGGCCUGUGCAGGCAGGCGGGCGGGCCAAAAUUUCUGCCCAGCGGGCCUGGUGCAGGAAGGCGGGCAGGCCAAAAGGUCUGUCCAGCAGGGCCUGGUGCAGACAGGCGGGGGGCAAAAGGUCUGCCCAGCAGGCCUGGUGCAGGCAGGCGGGCGGGCCAAAAUUUCUGCCCAUGGCCUGGUGCAGGAAGGCGGGCGGGCCAAAAGGUCUGCCCCAGCAGGCCUGGUGCAGACAGGCGGGCGGGCCAAAAGAUCUGCCCAGCAGGCAUGGUGCAGGCAGGCGGGCGGGCCCAAAACAAUUUCUGCCCAGAAAGGGUCGGGGCCUGGUGCAGAAAGGCGGGCGGGCCAAAAGGUCUGCCCAGCAGGCUGGUGCAGGCAGGCCUGGCGGGCCCAAAAGGGUCUGCCAUCAGGCAGGCGGGCGGGCGGGCCAAAAGGUCUGCCCAGCAGGCCUGGUGCAGGCAGGCGGGCGGGCCUGGUCUGCCCAGGCAGGCCUGGUGCAGGCAGGCGGGCGUGCCAAAAGGUCUGCCCAGCAGGCCUGGUGCAGGCAGGCGGGCGGGCAAAAGGUCUGGCCAAUAGCAGGGCCUGCCCAAAGGCAGGCCUGGUGGCAAGGCAGGCGGGCGGCCAAAGGUCUGCCCAGCAGGCCUGUGGUGCAAGCAGGCCGGGCAGGCCAGGUUCAAAAGGUCUGAAAAGCAGGCCUGGGUGCAGGGCAGGCGGGCAGCCAAAAGGUCUGCCCAAAAGCAGGCCUGGUGCAGGGCAGGUGCCCGGGCCAGAAAGGUAUGCCAAGCAGGCCUGGUGCAGGCAGGCGGGCGGGCCAAAAGGUCCUGCCCAGCAGGCCUGGUGCAGGCAGGCGGGCGGGGGGCCAAAAGGUCUGCCCAGCAGGCCUGGUGCAGCAGGCGGGCGGGCCAAAAGGUUUCUGCCCAGCAGCUGUGCGCAGGCGGGCGGGCCAAAAGGUCUGCCCAGCAGGCCUGGUGCAGGCAGGGCGGGCGGGCCAAAAUUUCUGCCCGCAGGCCUGGUGCAGGUGGGGGGGGCAAAAGGUGGGCGGGCCCAAAGUCUGCCCAGCAGCCUGGUGCAGGCUGCCGAGGCGGGCCAAAAAUGGGGGCCUCUGCCCAGCAGCCUGGUGCAGGCAGGCGGGCGGGGCCAAAAUUUCUGCCCAUCAGGCCUGGUGGCAACAGGCGGGUCGGGGGGCCAAAAGGUCGCCCAGCAGGCCUGGUGCAGGCAGGGGGUGGGCGGGCCAAAAGGUAUGCCAAGCAGGCCUGGUGCAGGCAGGCGGGCGGGCGGGCCAAAGGUCUGCCCAGCAGGCCUGGUGCAGAGUUCAAAAUUAGAUUGCUUCACAUUCAUGAAGCCUGUUUAUCGUGUUCAGUACUCCCUUAGUACCAUAACCUGA
Molecule: messenger RNA, 6108 nt
Organism: Macrobrachium nipponense
Lineage: Eukaryota; Metazoa; Arthropoda; Malacostraca; Decapoda; Palaemonidae
Product: collagen alpha-2(I) chain-like
Exons: 10
Coding region: 1-6108 (2035 amino acids)
Source: RefSeq, a predicted model, not a curated record